UGACUAGGAAGAUGCGUUUGACUUUCUCUCUCUUUGUAAAUAAAUAAGCGAGACAGAGUCAUCAACGCUCCUUUAGUAGUGGGCACCCAGUCACGCAGAAACCACAGCCCUGUUAAUAUUCUCUCGUCAAUUGCAAGAAACAAGAGGAAAGAAAAAGAAGAGGAAAACUGAAAACACGAAACGUAACCAACUAUGGCAGUGGAAGCACCUCACAACCUCUUCCCUCCACAACAGUUUCUGAGUAACACAGAAUUCAUGAAGCUGAGCCACAACCAGUACCAGCAGCACAACAUGAUGAUGGACGCUGGAAUAAUAACCAUGAAUAACAACAACAAUACAGCUUCAACAACAACAAUGCCGGAAUCGUUGCUGAUGCCUCUCUACGCAUCCUGCGAUCCAAACUCGAUAAACAAAUCAGACAGCGGCCUCACAUAUCACCACCGCAUCUCUCUCCCUCGGAAGCGUUCCAGAGAAGACUCCAUAGCUGAAUCAUCCAACGUCCUCCCGCUUCCUCAGAAAAGCAAACUCUCUUCUCCCUUCCUCCACCACCAUAACAACCUCCUCCUCCACCACCUUAACAACCAACACUCCGAGAUCGACCAACUCAUCUCCCAACACACGGAGAGAGUGAGAUUGGAACUGGAGGAACAGAGAACGAGGCAGUCAAGAACGUUUCUGACCGCAAUCCAAGAAGCGGUUAUCACGAAGCUGAAGGAGAAGGACGACGAGAUUCAAAGAAUGGGGAAACUGAACUUUGCUCUACAAGAACGCGUAAAAUCGCUCUGCCUCGAGAAUCAGCUAUGGAGGGACCUCGCUCAGACCAACGAAGCCACCGCCAACUCCCUCCGAUCCAAUCUAGAACAAGUCCUCGCUCACGUCGCCACCGACGACAACCACCAACACCACAACAACAAUAACGGUUACGGUUACGACGACGAGGCGGAAUCGAGUUGCGCCAGCAACAACCGCCACCUCCGCCUCGAGGAUGACGCCGACGACGGAGGAGACUCCGGCGCCGCCGCAGUGAGGAUGUGCAAGAAAUGUGGGGAGAGAGAGUCGAUAGUGUUGUUGCUACCGUGUAGGCAUCUCUGCCUCUGCACAGCAUGUGGGUCCACCGUUCGGAACUGCCCUCUCUGCAAUUCUGGCAUCAAUGCGAGUGUUCAUGUUAAUCUCUCUUAGCACUUUUUUUUUUCAUACUUUGUUUUUAAAUACCAUCCAAAAUUAGAUGAAAUUAGUUUUUUUCUUUCUUUUUGUUUCUUUUGGGUGUCCAAAGGGCAGUGUAAUCGUAGAUAGAGUUGACCCUAGAAGGGGAAAAAAUUAGAAUUCUUUUGUUAAUGUACAGAUUUUAUUUGAUUUUUCACUUUUUCUUA
This is a messenger RNA of Arachis duranensis, 1370 nucleotides long. RefSeq names its product BOI-related E3 ubiquitin-protein ligase 1. Bases 193 to 1179 code for a protein of 328 amino acids. Gene Ontology annotation, biological process: regulation of programmed cell death. The record is from RefSeq and is a predicted model, not a curated record. The transcript has 2 exons. NCBI's taxonomy places the organism in Eukaryota, Viridiplantae, Streptophyta, Magnoliopsida, Fabales, Fabaceae. Gene Ontology annotation, molecular function: ubiquitin-protein transferase activity.